Messenger RNA from Pyricularia oryzae 70-15, 1497 nucleotides. RefSeq lists its product as uncharacterized. Bases 378 to 1373 code for a protein of 331 amino acids. The transcript has 3 exons. NCBI's taxonomy places the organism in Eukaryota, Fungi, Ascomycota, Sordariomycetes, Magnaporthales, Pyriculariaceae. Gene Ontology annotation, cellular component: UDP-N-acetylglucosamine transferase complex. The record is from RefSeq and is a predicted model, not a curated record. Gene Ontology annotation, biological process: dolichol-linked oligosaccharide biosynthetic process.
UCUGAUCUUAUUUACAGGUUGAGAAACAUGUCAAGGGACGAAUAUAUGGAAAUGUACGCACUGGUUUUUGGUAUUUAGUGGACAAUUGAAGCUAAAAUUCUUGAUAUUCAUUGGGUGGGGAGUAAUAGCUUACCUCCCGGGCAGGUACCUAGGCGCGUGAGUAGGUACCUACCUACACUGGAAUUCCUCGAGGUUGCACAUGCAUUCUUUUAUUUUGUCAAUUAAGAUCCGAGCUUCGUCUCCGUAUCAAUACCUCUCACUUCAUCUAGAAGGCAAACGAAUACCAGCCCUUUGCGGCCAAAGGGUGUUCCAACGUUGGCGCAAGGCUUGGAUGAUUUAAUUGGCAUCGACUACCUUCGGAUGUAACAAAUGCAAUCAUGACCACCGAGCAGCAGACAUUGAGAGAAACCCAGCCGAAAAAUAGGCACCAAGACCUGAGGUCACCGUCGUUGACUGAGGCAGACUUGGAUAUCACGGAUGCACUCCAAGACGACGAGCACAGUCAAUAUCUCCCGGCUCUGCUUGGAACCGCACUGCUGGCCGCCGUGGGCUCCGUUUUGGCAUUGUUCUAUGCACCGCCGUCUACAAUUGCUACUCUGAUUAUCACUGGCAUCUCUGUGGUUGUGACGCGCCAUGUAUGGCUGUCUCGCAAGAAGGCACGGAACCGCGGCUCUAUUUGGGCUGCUACCAAUAGUAGCUCUGCCAAUCCCAAUACCGGCGAGCUACCCGCCGUAUAUCACACGUACAUCUUAGGAUCGGGCGGUCACACUGGCGAGAUCUUUGAAUUUGUUAAACGCAGUUUUCGGGGCCACAAGAAUCUGCAUAGACGGUAUAUCAUCACAUCCGGGGACACACACUCGCCUCACGUUGUGGCCAGGCUCGAAGCUCUCAUCAGGGACACUGCCGGCGGACAAGCAACUGGUACCUGGGACGUAGUCCGUGUCGCCCGCGCCAGGAGAGUUCACCAACCGUUAUGGACCGCCUGGUACACAUCCAUGAUCAGUGCACUCUCCAUCGUCAAUGCGCUGGUCAAGGAACCCAGAAGCCGACCCAAAGACACUUAUGGAACAGCCUACCGCUAUCCUCAUGUCAUAGUCACUAAUGGGCCAGGAACUGGCUUUAUUGUGUGCCUUGUGGCUUACAUACUGAAGCUGCUCUUCAUUGCCCCCGCAAAUCGAAUGAAGAUGGUUUACAUGGAGACGUGGGCACAUAUCAGUAGCCUGAGUCUUACGGGCAAGCUGUUUUACUAUACUGAUAUGGCUGACAUGUUUCUUGUUCAGCAUAUGCAGUUGGCAGAUCGAAUUCGAAAGCCAUGCCUGCAGCUGUUCCAAGCCCCCGAUUUCGCAAAGAUCACAGAAGCGGAAAGGGUUUGAUCUGAAGCUUUGACGGUAACUGGUACCUGUCUAUAUUGUAGCAUGAAGUUAUACACAAUUGCUGGUCUUACAAUACACCCUUCCCAGAUUAGUAGGCGUAUACCUCUGGUCAAUUCUUUUUCGU